Messenger RNA from Andrographis paniculata, 744 nucleotides. Its product is annotated as probable E3 ubiquitin-protein ligase XERICO. The record is from RefSeq and is a predicted model, not a curated record. Lineage: Eukaryota; Viridiplantae; Streptophyta; Magnoliopsida; Lamiales; Acanthaceae. The coding region runs from base 222 to 602 and encodes 126 amino acids. The transcript has a single exon.
UUAAUUAAUACACGGAUGGAUGGUCAGGUGGAUGGAUACCUCUCUUCCUGACCUGAAGGGCUGUAAUACAAUACAAUACACUUCAUAUUCCAUCUGCCCAUUUAUUACAUAUUUUUGAUUGAAUCGAGUCUAGCUAGCUAGGGCUUGGAAUUAAAUAGAUUGGCAAUUGAAUCUGAAUUUUAUUUGUGAUAUUAAUUAAUCAAUCAAUUGUGUGUCUAUAUAUGGGGCUGUGGAAUUUUGAGAGUCCGGCGGAAGGAGUGGUACCGAUGCUGGUGAUGAAGACGGUGAGGUCGGUGGCGCUCGUCAAGAACAAGCUCCAGUCGGUGCUGCUGGCCGGCGGCGGAUUAGGAGAUAAGGAGGAGGAGUACAACAUUAGCAGCGAUGAUGGGGAGCGGCGAGUGUGGGUGACGCGCUACCAGGAGGGGGCGGCGGCGGAGUGGUGCUGCGUAUGCCUCUCUAGGUUUAAGGGCGAUGAGGAAGUGAGUGAGCUGUGGUGCAAACACUUGUUCCAUAAGGCCUGUUUGGAUAAGUGGUUUCAUAAUCUCCACCGUACAUUUACAUUUACAUUUACCUGUCCCCUUUGCCGCCGUCCCAUUACCUGAUCGUGAAUAUAUAUAUAUAUAUAUAUAUGUGUAUUGUAUGCACUCGCUCGUCAUCCAAAGGCACGCACUGUGUGUGUGUGUGUGUGAUGUGAUGUAUGCCUUUAGUUCAUUAUAAUAAAUAGACAGUGCAUAAUUUAGGUUC